Sapajus apella (tufted capuchin) is the source of this 1550-nucleotide messenger RNA. RefSeq names its product free fatty acid receptor 3-like. Gene Ontology annotation, molecular function: G protein-coupled receptor activity. NCBI's taxonomy places the organism in Eukaryota, Metazoa, Chordata, Mammalia, Primates, Cebidae. Gene Ontology annotation, biological process: G protein-coupled receptor signaling pathway; cellular response to fatty acid. The transcript has 2 exons. Gene Ontology annotation, cellular component: plasma membrane. The record is from RefSeq and is a predicted model, not a curated record. Bases 192 to 1187 code for a protein of 331 amino acids.
CCCCCUUUUGCAUACGGACCAGCCCUAGCAACAGAGUUUUGUGCCACUGUUCAACAGUGAAUGAUGUCAUGGACACCGCCUGGUCUUUAUCAGUUCUGCCGGAUAAAUAGCCAACCGCACUGGGUCUGGAGAGACAGAAAGGUGCUGUGCAGCAGAUACCUUGGGGUCUCAAAGAAGCAGUGGCCAUCAGCAUGGGUGCAGGCCCCGACGGGUCCUACUUCCCCGGCAAUCACUGGCUCGCCUUCUCCGUGUACCUCCUCACCUUCCUGGUGGGGCUCCCCCUCAACCUGCUGUCCCUGGUGGUCUUCGUGGGCAAGCUGCGGCGCCGCCCGGUGGCCGUGGACAUGCUCCUGCUCAACCUGACCGCCUCGGACCUGCUCCUGCUGCUGUUCCUGCCCUUCCGCAUGGUGGAGGCGGCCAGUGGCAUGCACUGGCCCCUGCCCUUCAUCCUCUGCCCGCUCUCAGGAUUCAUCUUCUUCACCACCGUCUAUCUCACCGCCCUCUCCCUGGCAGCCGUGAGCAUUGAGCGCUUCCUGAGCGUGGCCUACCCACUGUGGUACAAGACCCGGCCGAGGCUGGGACAGGCGGGUGUGGUGAGUGUGGCCUGCUGGCUGCUGGCCUCUGCUCACUGCAGCAUAGUCUAUGUCAUGGAAUUCUCGGGGGACACCUCUCACACCAGGGGCACCAAUGGGACCUGCUACCUGGAGUUCCGGGAAGACCAGCUGGCCAUUCUGCUGCCCGUGAGGUUGGAGAUGGUCGUGGUCUUAUUUGUGGUCCCCCUGCUCAUCACCAGCUACUGCUACAGCCGCCUGGUGUGGAUCCUCGGCAGGGCAGGCAGCCGCCGACGGCAGAGGAGGGUGGCGGGGCUGGUGGCAGCCACGCUGCUCAACUUCCUCGUCUGCUUUGGGCCUUUACACAUGUCCCAUGUCAUGGGCUUUGUCCAGGGUGAAAGCCCGGCAUGGAGGAUCUACGUGAUGCUUCUCAGCACCCUGAACUCCUGUGUCGACCCCUUUGUCUACUACUUCUCCUCGUCCGCGUUCCAAGCUGACUUUCAUGAGCUGCUGAGGAGGCUGCGUGGGCUCUGUGGUCCAAGGUGGCAGGAAGGCAGUGUGGAGCUGAAGGAGCAGGAGGGAGGGGAGGGGCACAAGGAGGACCUCACAGAAGAAAGGAGGAGUAGUGGACUGUAGUGGGGCUGUGCAAAGGAUGACCAGGUGGCCUGUGCUGAAAGCUAGGUCCUCUGGGGCAGGUGGGAGCAGCUGGCAUGUCAUCCUCAGGGUACUUCCUCACCCACACCAGGCGGGACUUGGAGUGGCGAACUGGGAAUCAAUGGGGCUUGAGGGUAGAGCAGGCACCCAGCCUUCCUAAGGGUGUGCGCCCUAAAGCUGAGCUCUUGCUCUCACCUCCAUCCCCAUCCACCCACACUCUAUGGAUUGGGCUCUGGGAAGGGGUCAGGGUGAGCGGCUGCUCGGGAGAACAUUGAGGUCCUCAUAGCAGCAGGCGACUCCUGUGCUUUUCUGACGGGGGCACAGGAGCUAAGAGCAGUGCCCGGA